CCGGCGGCUCCGCAGGUUUGGGGACCGACGGCGCCUAAAGAUGCUGAAGGGCGUCUGGCUGCUCGGGGUGUUCAGCGUGGCCGGGAUCCCGGCGCCCAGCCAGAGCCGCAAGCCCGCCAAAGACAUCUGCAGCAAGAGCCGCUGCCCCUGCGAGGAGAAGGAGAACGUGCUGAACAUCAACUGCGAGAACAAAGGCUUCACCACGGUCAGCCUGCUGCAGCCGCCCCCCUCCAAGAUCUACCAGCUCUUCCUCAGCGGCAACGCGCUCACCCGCCUGCACCCCAAUGAGUUCGUCAACUACUCCAACGCCGUGACCCUGCACCUGGGCAACAACGCCAUGCAGGAGAUCCGCACCGGCGCCUUCAGCGGGCUGCGCACGCUCAAGCGCCUGCACCUCAACAACAACCGCCUGGAGGUGCUGCGGGAGGACACCUUCCUGGGCCUGGAGAGCCUGGAGUACCUGCAGGCCGACUACAACUACAUCAGCGCCAUCGAGGCGGGCGCCUUCAGCCAGCUCAACAAGCUCAAGGUGCUCAUCCUCAACGACAACCUCCUGCUCUCGCUGCCCAGCAACGUGUUCCGCUUCGUGCUGCUCACCCACCUGGACCUGCGGGGCAACCGCCUCAAGAUGCUGCCCUUCGCCGGCGUGCUGGAGCACAUUGGUGGCAUCAUGGAGAUCCAGCUGGAGGAGAACCCCUGGAACUGCACCUGCGACCUGCUGCCCCUCAAAGCCUGGCUGGACACCAUCACCGUCUUCGUGGGCGAGAUCGUGUGCGAGACGCCCUUCCGGCUGCACGGCAAGGACGUGACCCAGCUCACCCGGCAGGACCUGUGCCCUCGCCGGAGCUCCAGCGACUCGAACCAGAGGGAGAAGCAUCCCGCCCCCUCGGACACCCACGUCCAGAGGCUGCCGCCCACCGCCAACUCUGCCGUCGGCCCCACCAGAGCCCCGAAAGCCAGCCGGCCACCCAAGACCCGGAACCGCCCGACGCCUCGGGUCACGGUGUCGAAAGACAGGCAGAUCUUUGGGCCCAUCAUGGUUUACCAGACCAAGUCCCCCGUGCCGAUUACUUGCCCCAGCGGCUGCGUCUGCACUUCGCAGAGCUCGGACAACGGCCUGAAUGUGAACUGCCAGGAGAAGAAGAUCAGCAACAUCUCAGAUCUGCACCCGAAACCCACCAGUCCAAAGAAGCUUUACCUGACGAGCAACUAUCUGCAAAUUGUCUAUAAAACCGAUCUCCCCGAAUACAGCUCUCUGGAUUUGUUGCACCUGGGGAACAACCGGAUCGCAGUGAUCCAGGAAGGUGCCUUUACAAACCUCACUAGUUUACGCAGACUCUAUCUCAACGGUAACUACCUUGAAGUCCUGUACCCCUCCAUGUUCGAAGGCCUGCACAGCUUGCAGUACCUCUACUUAGAGUAUAACGUCAUCAAGGAAAUCCUGCCCCACACUUUUGACGCUCUGAGUAACCUUCACCUCCUGUUUCUCAACAACAACUUGCUGAGGUCACUGCCCGAUAACGUGUUUGGUGGCACUUCCCUCACCAGGCUCAACCUUCGCAACAAUCACUUCUCACACUUGCCCGUGAGAGGGGUCCUGGACCAGCUCUCGGCUUUAAUUCAGAUAGACCUUCAAGAAAACCCUUGGGAUUGCACGUGUGACAUCAUGGGGCUGAGGAACUGGAUCGAGCAGGUCACCGAGCAGAGCCAUCAGCAGUCUGGUCCCCCUGUGGUGAUCAACGAAGUCAUAUGUGAGUCUCCGGCUAAGCACUCGGGCGAACACCUGAAGUUCCUGAGCAAGGAGGCCAUCUGCCCCGACAGCCCCGGGCUGUCCGACUCGACUCUCUUAUCCAUGGACCAGAACACAGAGACGCCACAUCUCCCUAGCGUCUUGCCCAGCUCCUAUCCCGAAAUACACACCGAGGUCCCGCUCUCAGUUUUAAUUUUAGGCUUGCUGGUGGUGUUUAUCCUGUCCGUCUGUUUUGGGGCAGGCCUGUUUGUCUUUGUGCUGAAGCGCCGGAAGGGAGUGCAGAGCGUGCCCAGCAGUGCCAACAACUUAGACAUCAGUUCAUUUCAGCUCCAGUAUGGGUCUUACAACACGGAGACCCACGAUAAAACUGAAGGGCAUGUUUAUAACUAUAUCCCCCCGCCGGUGGGGCAGAUGUGUCAAAACCCAAUCUACAUGCAGAAGGAAGGGGAUCCAGUGGCAUACUACAGGAAUCUCCACGAGUUUAGCUAUAGCAAUCUUGACCAUAAAAAAGACGACCCAACCAGCCUUGCAUUUACAAUCAGUGCAGCUGAAUUGCUGGAAAAGCAGUCCUCGUCAAGGGAACCGGAGCUGCUGUAUCAAAACAUUGCAGAGCGAGUCAAGGAACUCCCCAGUGGUGGAGUAGUUCAUUAUAACUUUUGCACCUUACCCAAAAGGCAGUUUGCCCCUUCCUAUGAAUCCAGACGCCAAAACCAGGACAGGAUAAAUAAAACUGUUUUAUAUGGGACUCCCAGGAAAUAUUUUGCAGAACAAUCAAAACCUGAGCAUCCUUUACUCCAAGGAAAGCUACAAACAGAACCAGACUACCUCGAAGUUCUGGAGAAACAAACUGCGAUUAGUCAGCUGUGAGGGUGGGCGGGAGGAAAGGAGGCAUUUUUAAAAGGUCUGCGCAUCAAACUUGAUGGCUUCAGAGUCAACAGCAAUGUGAUGUGUCACAUUCUCGCCCGUUCCACUUUUUUCAAUACUAAAAAAAAAAAGGAAAAGAAGUGGAAUCCUUAUACUACGCUGGGGGUGUGGUGUUGCUUUGGCAAGGUUCCCUUUAAGUUAUUUCUACAUCUCUGCCCCUUUAACUCACUCCCCUUUAGGAACAGUCUCUGCAAAUGAAUGUUUCUACCAUAGAUUUUGCAUAACUCUCUCUUUUUUGCCUUGGGAGGAAGAGAGGAAAGGGGGACUUGGGGUUAUUUUUUUUUUUUCAAUUAAAA
This is a messenger RNA of Gavialis gangeticus (Gharial), 2970 nucleotides long. RefSeq names its product SLIT and NTRK like family member 2 (gene SLITRK2). Gene Ontology annotation, biological process: axonogenesis; positive regulation of synapse assembly; regulation of presynapse assembly. The transcript has 2 exons. Gene Ontology annotation, cellular component: membrane; glutamatergic synapse. The record is from RefSeq and is a predicted model, not a curated record. NCBI's taxonomy places the organism in Eukaryota, Metazoa, Chordata, Crocodylia, Gavialidae. Gene Ontology annotation, molecular function: protein binding. The coding region runs from base 41 to 2617 and encodes 858 amino acids.